ACCAUCACAUUCAAGAAGUAACUCAUUUCACGAGAGUAUAUCAACUCCAUCAACGCCAACAUCUCCAAGUUCGAAUGGAAGUAACAAGAAAAUAAUAGAAAAUACAGAUUCGGUAUUCCUCAAGGAAUUAUUAAAAUUUUUUGCUGAAAUGUUAGAAUUAAGUGGUGAUUCUGCUGUGAUGAUCUCUAAUAUCAAAGAAUAUUUGCACAAUCGAAUGAGAGAACACAAGUCAACAUUUAAAACUCUGAAUCAACAUAAGGAUAAUCCACAAUUCGGACCAAUCAUAGGUUUCUUUUACGAAAAUUCAAUCGGUACUGUUCAAGAUAAACAGGCUGCCUUCGCCUCUUAUCAGAAAGCUGCAGAUAAUGGUGAUCCAAUAGGCCAGUAUUUUCUUGGUAAAUGCUUUCAAAAUGGAAACGGUGUGACAAAGAAUGUAUCUCGAGCAAUGAUGUACUAUAAAUUAGCCGCUAGCAGUGGGUAUUCUCUAGCACAAACUAGAAUUGAUGGCUUGUCAAAACAAAGAAGGCCAUCAUCUGUUUUAAAAGUUAGUCCAAAAUGA
This is a messenger RNA of Racocetra persica, 559 nucleotides long. The record is from the annotation of a GenBank genome assembly. Lineage: Eukaryota; Fungi; Glomeromycota; Glomeromycetes; Diversisporales; Gigasporaceae.